Molecule: messenger RNA, 2961 nt
Organism: Microplitis demolitor
Lineage: Eukaryota; Metazoa; Arthropoda; Insecta; Hymenoptera; Braconidae
Product: mediator of RNA polymerase II transcription subunit 25
Exons: 5
Coding region: 257-2866 (869 amino acids)
Biological process (GO): positive regulation of transcription by RNA polymerase II
Cellular component (GO): mediator complex; transcription regulator complex
Source: RefSeq, a predicted model, not a curated record
ACUCAUAACCUAAAGAAAAAUAAAAUUAAGUGGACGUGAUAAAUAAUUUUUUUUAAUUAAAUAAUUAAUUAAUUAACAAUUAAAUUAUUUAAUAAUUUUUUAAAAUAAUAAAUAUGAAGACAAUAUAUAUAUAUGUAAUAUAUAUAAAAUAGUGAAAAUUGUGUUGGUUAAAAAUAUAUAUUUUUUUUUUAUCAAUAAAAAAAGUUUCGUGUGAAAUUUAAUUUGUUGACAAAGGAUUGAAAUUAAAAAAAAUAAAAUGGUCGUAAAUGCAACAGAGCAUGGUAUGCAAGCAGAUGUUAUUUUUGUGAUAGAAGGAACUGCAGCAAAUGGCGCGUAUUUUAAUGACUUGAAGACAAAUUAUUUGAUACCGACUUUGGAGUACUUCAACCAGGGUAAUAUUGAAGAUCGGGAGUAUGUGACGGAAAAUAGUACGACGCGGUAUGGAAUCGUUAUCUAUCAUGCUGCUGAUUGCUUACCCAGACCGUGCACUGACACAUUUGGUCCGUAUUCGAAUCCUCAUAAAUUGUUGCAGCGACUAGAUAAUCUGGAAAUGGUCGGUGGCCGCGGAGAAUCUCACGCAAACAUAGCAGAAGGCCUCGCCACAGCUCUAAUAUGCUUCGAAGACCUCCAACUGGAACGCGAGCCCAGCACCGCCUCCCAAAAGCACUGUAUCCUCGUCUGCAACUCUCCGCCUUAUCAGAUCUCCGUCCAAGAAUCCUACAAAUUUCUCAACUACACAAUCGAAUCCCUCCCACCCGUCUUCCAAAAACGCAACAUCAACCUCUCUAUCGUCUCUCCCCGCAAAAUCCCCGAGUUCUUCAAACUAUUCGAGCUCGCCGGUGGGGAUCUCCAAAGCUCCCAGACCAAGAACUACGCCAAAGACCCUCGCAACCUCGUUCUCCUCCACAACUACAACCUGAAAGAGCGACCCGUGACCCCAACGAACGUAACUCCAGUCCACGCAGCCGCAAACACAGUCCAGAUUCCCUCAAGCCCAGUUCCAGCCCACGACAGCCCCAACACCAACCAACCCGCGAACAUUCCCCAGCCACCCGCGCCCCAGAACCCCGCGUUCCGGAACGCGACCCCAAUAAACAUCGGAGUCAAUCACGGAGCAGCUCCAGCCAUGACAGUUCCAAUGAAUCCCGGCCGGCCAGUGUUCAAUCCUCAAAUAACAGCUCCACCAAACUAUCACCCAGCUCGCGCACCACAAGCAAGAUGGCGGACUCCCUUCAUCGCCCCCGGGGCCACUGUCCAGUCCAACAAUCAAGGCAGCGCCUUAAUUGCCCAGUUGACACAACCGCCAACAGCCCUGACGGGCAUCAAUGUCCCCUUCAACCAACGAAUGGACGCCAAUGGAAUGCAACCCAGUGCCCCGGCACCCCAGGCCCCUCAGCAGAACCAACAGGCCCAGCUUACUCCCCAGCAACAGCAGCAGAUCCGCAACAUGCAGCUGCAGCAGCAACAGCAGCAACAGUUGCAGCAGCAGACGAUGCAAAUCGCACCCAUGACUGUCAGUUCCACUGGAACUUCCGGUCCGACUCCAGUUCAGCAGACGGUUACGCAGACAACUGCAGCAGCGCCGCAGCAUCAACCAGCAGCAGCUGUCACGGGUCAGGUCGCGACCAGAGAACGACCUCCUAUUUGGCAGGGAGUCCUCGAGUGGCUGGAAAAGGCCAAGAAUCCAACGGACUCUCAAAAGCAGACACGUCAGGUUCCAUGUCAGGUGUCUGCUAAUGCUAAGGACAACGAACCGGAGUUGAAAGCUGAUUCCUGGCCGCAUAAAUUGAUCAUGCAGCUGAUGCCCAAGCAGCUGAUUGGUAGCAUAGGUGGCGCGUAUUUGAAAAAUUCUAGGAGUGUUUUGUUCCAUCCAACACCUUGUGAUGCUUUGGACUCUUUGACUAAGGUUAUGAGCACGGGAUUUGCUGGUUGCGUUCAUUUUACGUCUGCUCCGGCUCUGCCGGCGUGUGAAAUAAAAGUCCUAAUUUUACUUUAUACGGCUGAGAAACGAGCGUAUCUAGGAUUUAUUCCUAAUGAUCAGACGGCGUUUGUUGAUAGGCUGAGAAAAGUUAUUCAGCAUCAAAAAACAAGCCAUGCUGCCACGAGAGGGCAGAUUUUCCCACCAUCUGCUGGAGGCGCAGGUGGACCUUCGACUGCUACGAGUAUUCCGCCGCAGAUGCCGCCGGCGGGAGGAAUUGUUUCUCAGGGAGGAAUCAUGAUGUCGCAAACAAAUACUAUGACUAUGGGAGGUGGUCAGAUUACCCAAGUUGCUACUCAGCAGCAGGGACUGAGCAACCAGCAGCCUAAUCAGGGUCAGAUGAACUUGCAAGGCGCGAUGGCGCAGCAGGGGGUUGAGAAUUCGGGUGGGGGUAUGAUCAGUGGACAUCAGCAGCAACAGAGACAGAUGUAUGAAAAUAAUUUUGAAGUGGCUAGGCAGCAGAAUUUGAUGAAGAUUCAUCAGCUGAAACAGACUUUGGAGGCUGCUCAGCAACAGGAAGCUCAGUACAAGUCGCAGUUGGAAGUUAAUAUCCAACAAAAUUUAGAAGUCGCACAACAGCAAGAAAUGCAAUUUAAGCAACAAAUUGAGGCUCAACAACAAGCACAGAGAGGAUUAAACCCAAAUGCUGGUAUGGCUGGACAGCAACCGAAUACUCAAAGAAUGAUGAGACCGGUGAUGGCAAGUAAUUUGCAGCUGCGACAUUUACUUCAGCAGCAACACAAUCCACAACAAUACAGACAACAAGUUCUAGGAAUGCAGCAGCAAAUGGUCGGACCGAGAGGGCAAAUGAAUGUACGGCCAAUUAACAACAGUAACCAACCAAAUCAGCAAUUUGAUGACGUUUCUAAUUACGACUUUCUUGGAUAAUUUUUUGUUAUAAUUAUAAUAAUUUAAUUAAUGUUAUUUUAUAAUUAAUUGUAAUAUUUAAUAAAUAAUUCGAUAUUUAAAUAAAUUUGUUGUUA